This is a messenger RNA of Aethalodelphis obliquidens (Pacific white-sided dolphin), 2463 nucleotides long. RefSeq names its product DEAF1 transcription factor (gene DEAF1). Gene Ontology annotation, cellular component: nucleus. Gene Ontology annotation, molecular function: DNA binding; DNA-binding transcription factor activity, RNA polymerase II-specific. The coding region runs from base 394 to 2148 and encodes 584 amino acids. The transcript has 13 exons. The record is from RefSeq and is a predicted model, not a curated record. Lineage: Eukaryota; Metazoa; Chordata; Mammalia; Artiodactyla; Delphinidae. Gene Ontology annotation, biological process: regulation of transcription by RNA polymerase II.
CACGGCCGACGCGGCCUUCUAGGCCCUGAGGAGGGCUAGCGCAGAGCCUCUCGGAAACCCUCGUGCGGCCUCGGACCAAUUCGGACCGACUCGGCUCCGCGCUUCGGACCACUUCGGCCCCCCUCGUUUCCGGACUCUAGGCCUCGGCUUGGCUGGACUCGACCGGGCCGCUUCGUGCCGGUUCGGGCCCUGUUCGGGCGGCCCCGGCUCGGCUUGGCGGCCGGCUUCGGGCGGGCUCGGCUCAGCUCGGCUCGGUUCGGGCAGCCCUCCUCGGUCAAGCUCGGCCCGUCUCGGCCCGGCUCGGGCGGCCUGCUCGGGCGGCGCGCUUCGGGCUCCGUCCCGGCCUUCGGGCGGCCCCGGCCGGCGCCUUCGGGCGGGCUCGGCGGAGUCCGGAUGGAGGACUCGGACUCGGCCGCCAAGCAGCUGGGCCUGGCCGAGGCGGCGGCGGUGGCGGCCGCGGCCGCUGUGGCGGCGGCGGCCGCGGCCGCGGCGGGAAGCGAGGCGGAGGAGCCCGUGCUCAGCAGGGACGAGGACUCGGAGGAGGACGGAGACUCGGAGGCGGAGCGCGAGACGCGGCGGGUGACGGCCGUGGCGGUGAUGGCCGCCGAGCCCGGGCACAUGGACAUGGGCGCCGAGGCCCUGCCUGGCCCCGACGAGGCCGCCGCGGCCGCCGCCUUCGCAGAGGUGACCACCGUGACAGUGGCCAACGUGGGCGCCUCGGCGGACAAUGUCUUCACCACGUCGGUGGCGAACGCCGCCUCGCUCUCGGGCCACGUGCUGUCGGGCAGGACAGCCCUUCAGAUCGGGGACAGUCUGAACACCGAGAAGGCCACGCUGAUCGUCGUGCACACGGACGGGAGCAUCGUGGAGACCGCCGGGCUGAAGGCACCCACUGCCCCUCUCACCCCCGGCCCUCAGUCUCCUCCGACUCCUUUGGCUCCCGGCCAAGAGAAAGGUGGAACUAAGUACAACUGGGACCCAUCGGUGUACGACAGUGAGCUGCCUGUGCGCUGUCGGAACAUCAGUGGCACCUUGUAUAAGAGCAGGCUCGGCUCAGGAGGCCGGGGGCGCUGCAUUAAGCAGGGGGAGAACUGGUACAGUCCUACCGAGUUUGAAGCCAUGGCAGGAAGGGCCAGCAGCAAAGACUGGAAGAGAAGCAUCCGCUAUGCGGGGCGGCCGCUGCAGUGCCUCAUCCAGGAUGGGAUCCUAAACCCUCAUGCCGCCUCCUGCACCUGUGCCGCCUGCUGUGAUGACAUGACCCUGAGCGGGCCCGUCAGGCUCUUCGUCCCCUACAAGAGGCGCAAGAAGGAGAGCGAGCUGCCCGCCACACCCGUCAAGAAGGAUGCCCCCAAGAACAUCACCCUGCUUCCCGCCGCAGCCGCCACCACCUUCACCGUGACCCCCUCAGGACAGAUCACUACCUCUGGCGCGCUGACCUUCGACCGGGCGUCCACCGUGGAGGCCACUGCGGUCAUCUCGGAGAGUCCGGCCCAGGGCGACGUCUUUGCGGGAGCCACAGUACAAGAAGCAGGCGUGCAGCCCCCAUGCAGGGUCGGCCACCCGGAGCCCCACUACCCAGGGUAUCAGGACAGCUGUCAGAUCGCACCGUUUCCGGAGGCCGCGUUGCCAACAUCUCAUCCCAAAAUAGUGUUGACAUCCUUGCCCGCCCUGGCGGUGCCUCCCUCCACCCCCACCAAAGCCGUGUCUCCCGCUGUGGUCAGCGGGCUGGAGAUGUCGGAACAGCGGAGCUGGCUGUACCUGGAGGAGAUGGUCAAUUCCUUGCUCAGCACCGCGCAGCAGCUGAAGACGUUGUUUGAACAGGCCAAGCAGGCCAGCUCCUACCGAGAAGCCGCCGCGGCCCAGGCCAGAGUCCAGGCGGAUGCAGAGCGGAAAGAGCAGUUCUGUGUCAACUGCGGCCGGGAGGCCCUGAGCGAGUGCACCGGCUGCCACAAGGUCAACUACUGCUCCACCUUCUGCCAGCGCAAGAUCCCAGGGAGGAAGCAGCAGGAUCAGAGCAUGGACGUGUCUCAAGGGUCAUCCUGGGACUGGAAGGACCACCAGCACAUGUGUGGUCAGUCGGCAGCUGUCACCGUGCAGGGGGAUGACGUCCAUGUCGCUGAGGGUGUGAUCGAGAAGGUCACCGUGUGAGGGCUCGCGGGGCCUCUGUGGCCAGGACGGAGCCCUGAGGACGGGGGCCACUGAGGACGAGGAGGAAGUUGCUGGCCAGGUUACGAGCGGACGUCGCAUGACCGGCACCCGGGCAGCGCGCUCCUGCCGCCAGGCCCCGAAGCGGGCGGGCGGGCGGCCGGUGGACGCGGCCUGGGCCCUCAAUGCCGCUCGCGGUGCUCUUUUUAUCCCUUGGAUGGUGAGCAUCCGGUCUUCCCUACGGGUGUGUCGUGUUCCGUAACACGCGUGUACAUACGUGUGUCUGUCAGUAAAGUUGGCGGCCCUGCCCCAUGCGGA